Cheilinus undulatus (humphead wrasse) is the source of this 3737-nucleotide messenger RNA. It is a transcript of the gene tmem64, whose product is annotated as transmembrane protein 64. The transcript has 3 exons. The record is from RefSeq and is a predicted model, not a curated record. Lineage: Eukaryota; Metazoa; Chordata; Actinopteri; Labriformes; Labridae. The coding region runs from base 815 to 1876 and encodes 353 amino acids.
CAGUGGUCGGUACGAAAAGCUUCAGCAGCGACAACAGCAGCAGUAGCUCCCACUGUGGACGGAGGGCGACGGGAGAAACAACAACACCACCCAGCUAGCAGUGAAACGCCAAAGAGGCUUUGUCAGAAACGACGUCGGUGCCAUUUUUGUCACUCUGUUGUCCGAGAGUUACGGGCGAGGAGGCCAGCCACGGCGGCGGACUCUGUGAAAUGCAGCGCUGGACUUUCUCCUCGCAGAGUUAUUUAGCUUACGACAGUAGAGGCUAGCCGUGCUGUGAUUUAUGCUAACCAUGGUGCUACCGUUAGCUGGAUGGCGAUACUGCUGGAGUCAUAACAAGUUGACAUUUUGGGAGCACUAAGAUACUAGUCUAAAGGAGAGUUUGGUUGUUUUGUCACUGACAUCCCUGUCCUGACAGCCCUCUCCAUCCUUUGACUCGAUAUUGUCUUGCGCUUGGGGCAAAAACACGGAGAAUGGCGAGUGUUUCAGGCAGAAACGACAAAAGUGGCACUUCCAAGCCAUUGGACUGGCGAUGUGUCCAGCUGGUGUACCCAAGAUAAACGUGAAGCGGUACUGUUUAGGUGAUGGCUAAGGAGAGUGACGGAUUUCAUCGUUAUGUGUCACUUCAGAGUUGCAUAACAAUGUGUUACAACUGCUGAAGCAAUCUCAACGAUAAUUCUUCUGUUGAGCCUCAACAAACACGUUUCUCGACAUGGACUUGCUCUGGAUGUAAAGACUGUUCUGAAAUCUCAACCAUCACAGCUGUCUCCAGGUCAGGCAGUUCACCUGAGCCCCAGCGCUCACCUGAGGGCCAACAAUGUCAAUGUCGGGGUCCUCGAGCAUGCACAUUUUCACCAAGCUUGUGAAGCAUGCGGUGGGUAAGGCACAGAUCCAGCUGAACCGCUGGCUGCAGAGGACUGCCACAGAUGAGUGUGACAAAAUCGACAUCCUGAUAUGCAGCGCUUUUGAUGAGACAGGGGCUGGCAUUGGGAAGUCAGACGGGGACCCUGAGGUCAUCAGUGCCGCAGGGGGAACAACCUUCAGCAACAGCAGCGCAGAGUUCAGGCACCCAUGCUGUAUCACCACCUUCUGCUUCAAGAGCGCUCUGCUGGCAUGCAUCCUGACUGCUGUGUGCUUCUCCUCGGUCGCCCUGGUGCGUCAGUACCUCAAGGACCUGCUGCUCUGGGUGGAGAGCUUGGACAGCUUUGUGGGAGCCAUGCUGUUUAUAGUCGGUUUGAUUAUCGUGUCGUUCCCGUGUGGAUGGGGUUAUAUUGUGCUUAAUGUGGCAGCUGGAUACCUUUACGGCUUUGUGCUGGGGAUGGGACUAGUUAUGGUGGGAGUUUUAAUAGGGACCUUUGUGGCACAUCUAGUGUGCAAACGACUAUUGACAGACUGGGUGCUGAACAAAGUUGGCAACAGCGAACAGCUCAGUGCUGUCAUCCGAGUGGUGGAGGGAGGAAGUGGACUCAAAGUUGUGGCCUUAGCAAGACUCACUCCCAUACCAUUUGGGCUCCAAAACGCAGUUUUCUCGAUCACAGACGUGUCCUUGCCAAACUACCUGGUGGCCUCCUCUGUGGGUCUGUUGCCCACACAGCUCCUCAACUCUUACCUGGGCACGACGCUUCGCACCAUGGAGGACGUCAUCGCUGAGCAGAGCGUCAGUGGCUACUUUGUGUUCAGCCUGCAGAUCGUCAUCAGCAUCGGCCUGAUGUUCUACGUCGUGCAUCGUGCUCAGGUUGAGCUCAACGCAGCCAUCGCCGCCUGCCAGAUGGAGCUGAAGUCAUCACACAUGAACGGCUCCUCCACCAAUCACAGCGGCUUCACCUACUGCAGCAAGAGGGCGACGGCAGGCGCUGGAAACUGCAUCAAUGUAGUGUGACGGCAAACUGACACACGAGGCAGCAGUUUGUACGACCUGGUCACCGACUUGUAAAAACUGCUGAGCUAAAGGGAACUGCGCUGUGAAAAGACAAUGUUAUGAGAAAGCGUACAUGUUUGGUUGGUUUGAUGCUCAGAAGUGUGGGACCAUGCACCUUUGAAGAUAUGGUGCAGAUAGAAAUGGUUUAUGGUACUUCAUGUAGGGAGUCUUUUUUUGUUUUUUUUUUUAGUUUUUUUAAAUUGUGUUCCUCAAGGUACUUAACCUUUACUCUGUUACAGGAGAUGUCAAUGAAAUGAUAUUAAGAAAUAUCAGAGGUGGCCUGAGCUAGCUGCCUGCUAACACUAUGAAUGUUCAAUCUGGAGCUUUUCUAGAGAACCAAGGAACCAUAUUUCCAUUUCAGUGUCAAAGAAUGCCAGCCUAUGCACCUUUCUUCCACUCUACAUCCAUUGUUUCUUUGCUUUUAUUAUCUGUCAAGGUCUAGUGCUAAUUGACAUCAUCAAUAAUAAGGGCAUUAGUAAUAUUUUUACAUUUGUGGCUGUCUGGUCGGUUUUUUUGUUUAAGUGUCUGAUAUUUGGACUGAAAGAGAGAUUCUCACUGAGCAUCUCAGACCGUUUGAUUUCUGCUGUCAUACGAUCAUCUCAGCAGAUUGAGCCACGUCUGCCCAGAGUUCAUUUUAGCACUUCUGCAGUUUUGGUAAGAGCAGCUGGGGAGGAGAGCAUAUUUCACAGCAGGAAACUCAGGAAUGUUUCUGCCAGAAAAGUUGAAAGUUGCAGCUUGAUCAGUUCCUCAGCAGCACAGCCAUGUGUUCUGCUACAGAGAUUCCCACACUGAACAAACCCUGAGACAUCAAGCUUUCCUGUAAAUGUUUCUAACUCAUUUUGAUUUGAUUUAACAUUUGUUUUUGUUUAACAUUUUAGCUGUGAGAGGAUCUAUUAAUGUUAUUAAGUAGUUUGGGGUUAAGAUCAUAGUUUUGACAAUUCUGUGCAAUAUGAAGAACGGUGACAAAAUGGCAUGAAUGUCAUAUUUCAGUGCUGAAACCAAACUAAUCAGAAAUGCAUACAGAUAACACAAUCUGUGUUUAUUUAAGGUUCUACUUACUUUAUAGAGCUAGAGAGCUAGAUGGGAUAGAGAGGCUGUUAUUUUUUUAUGUGCCAUAAUUUGAUAAACAGACGCCAUGACACUGGCCCCACCUGAGCUGAGGCUACAUGUGACUUACUUGUUUUAUGACUUAAUGUUGUUUUUGAUAAUAGAAAUUAUCUGUGAAUAAUUCCUUCUUGUUUAAGCUCUUAUAAACCAACAAAGCUCUCCUACUUAUAGGUUCUUUUGCACAGUCCACUAUGACAGAUUAUUUUCAUACAGAUGCAAAACAAGGACGGGGGUUUGGUUGGUCGAAGGUUGAACCUGUUGUGUCUCAGAAGCCGACAAUCAAACACAACAAGGACACUAGGUGAUGAAUGUGAUAAUACUUUUUAUUUUUACAUGAAUUAUUGUGAUGCUGCUCCUCAGACAACGUCUGAUUGAGGAAUAAUAAGGGCUCCUAUAUGAAAUAUCCACCUUUAUAUCCCUGUUUUUUUUUUUAACUAAUGCCUGUUAUAUAACGCUGACACAACUUUUUUUGUUGUCAUCAAAGCCAGAUUAAAUGUUCCCCCGAACACAUUCCAUGCUGUCAGUCCUCUAAAUCACCGUCAAGUUAGUCUAAUGUUGGUCAAAAGGGCCCUUUCCUGUCUGAAUUUAGCAAUAAUGUUUGAAAGCAAAAACAACAUGAUGAAAGUCCUAACAGUUAGAGCUUUGCCCCAUUGUUUACUUCCACUGUAAAAGAUCUGUAUAAUUUUCUUUAAAAGUAAACAAAAACUACAUUCAA